Messenger RNA from Calypte anna (Anna's hummingbird), 20316 nucleotides. RefSeq names its product nebulin (gene NEB). NCBI's taxonomy places the organism in Eukaryota, Metazoa, Chordata, Aves, Apodiformes, Trochilidae. Bases 239 to 19669 code for a protein of 6476 amino acids. The transcript is spliced from 142 exons. Gene Ontology annotation, biological process: cardiac muscle thin filament assembly. The record is from RefSeq and is a predicted model, not a curated record. Gene Ontology annotation, molecular function: actin filament binding. Gene Ontology annotation, cellular component: Z disc.
GUGUGUAAUUAGGAGCCCAUGCACCAGGCUUGCUCAUCCUCUGCUGCUCUGGAGGGAAGACUGGAGAGGGUUUGCUUCUGAGGAUAUUUACUGGCUGGUGCUGGUCUGAAGAAAUACAGAGAAAAAAGGCACAAGAGCUAAAAAAACCCCAGAGCAUCCAUAUAGGCUAAUGCUGGGAAGACAGAAAGUGCAUCAUUAACCUAAGUGAGUGGGGGAGAGACAAAAGAGAACCCUCAAAAUGGAGGAAGAAGAAUAUGAGGAAGUUGAGGAAUACUACAUUGAAGAGACUGUUAUUGAGGAGGGUGAACCACAUGAGGUGGUCACUGAGAUCACUGAGACCAUUAGCGAAGACUUCUCAGGUCCUACAACCACCACCCAUACCACUAAGCAUGAAAAACCUGCUGAGGGUGGAGCAGCUCCAGCCAGAAAGAAGACAAUAAGGACAAAAGUGGACACAUCUAAGUUUCUGACACCUUAUCUGCAACACAGCAAUAAAAUGAAGGAACUAUUCAGUGAGAACAAGUACAAAGAAAAAUAUAUGAAAGAGAGAGGGAAGCCAUAUGCUUCCACAAGUGAUACCCCAGAAAUUCGGAGAAUCAAGAAAGUUCAAGACCAGCUCAGUGAGGUUAAAUACCGCAUGGCUGGGGAAGCUGCCAGGACUAUUUGCCACGUGGAUGAAAAGGCCAAGGAUAUAGAACAUGCAAAGAAGGUGUCACAGCAAGUCAGCAAGGUAUUAUAUAAACAGAACUGGGAGGAAAAUAAAGACAAAUACCUGCUCCCCCCUGAUGCCCCAGAGCUUGUGAAUGCAAUAAAAAACACAGCAAUGUUCAGCAAGAAACUCUAUACUGAAGAGUGGGAAGAAGAUAAAGCGUUGUUCUACCCAUACUACGACAGCCCAGAGCUCAGAAGGGUGGCAGAGGCUCAGAAGACUCUGAGUGAUAUUGUCUACAAAAAAGGACACGAUGAGAGAAAGUCUAAAUACACUUGUCUGCCAGAUCCACCUGAUGUGGAGCAAGCCAAGAAAGUGACAAGGCAGCUGAGUGAUGUUAUUUAUCAUGAGGACUAUAAAAACAAGAUCCAAGGCAAGUGGAGUCAAACUCCAGGCUAUGAUAUUGCAGUUGCAAAAAUGAAUGCAGAAAAUCUAAGUAUGAGAAAAUACCAGGAAGACUUUGAAAACAUGAAAGACCAAAUCUACUUCAUGCAGACUGAAACUCCAGAAUACGAGGCUAACAAGAGGGUGUCAGAUAAUGUCAGUAAGAAAAAAUACAGGGCAGACUAUGAAAAGAACAAAGCUAUUGCAGAAUACAAUGUGCUUCCUGCUACAGAGAACCCAUUGCUAAGGCAGUUAAAAGCUGCAGGAAAUAUUCUGAGUGAUAAAUUGUACAAAGAAGCCUAUGAGCAAGCAAAAGGAAGCAGUAUAAAUUACUGUGACACACCCAAGUUCCAGACUGAUGCUGCUCUGAAGAAUUUUAGUGAUAUCAAAUAUAAAGAUGCAUAUCAAAAGAACAUUUUGGGACACUAUUUGGGCAGCUUUGAGGACCCAUAUCACGUACACUGUAUGAAAGUUGAGGCCAUGAAGAGUGACAAAAAUUACAGAGCAGAUUAUGAGGAGGAAAAGACAAAAUGCUACUUCCCUCAGACCAUAACUCAAGAGUAUGAAGCUAUCAAGAAUUUGGAGCAGUAUAAAGAUCACACCUACAAAAAACACCCUGAUCAAACCAAGUUUACUCAAGUGACUGACUCUCCAGUACAGAAGCAAGCAGAGAUCAAUACCAAGCAGCUGAGUGAUAUAGAGUAUAAAUCCAAAGGUGAAGAAAUCAUUCACAAGUAUCACCUCCCUCCAGAUGUGCCCCAGUUUAUCCAGGCUAAAGUGAAUGCCUACAACAUUAGUGAUAACUGUUACAAAGCGGGUUUGGAAGAAUUAAAAUCAAAGGGAUAUGAUCUUAAAACUGAUGCUAUUCCUAUCCAAGCUGCCAAGGCUGCCAGGCAGGCUGUUAGUGAUGUUAACUAUAAAAAAGCCUAUGAGCUUUCCAAGGGCAAACUCAUUGGCUUCAGGAGUCUCCAAGAUGAUCCCAAACUCGUUCAUUAUACUAAUGUGGCCAAGAUGCAGUCUGAGCGAGAGUACAAGAAAGAUUAUGAGAAAACAAAAACUAAGUACAACAUUCCACUGGAUAUGGUCAAUGUUGUGGGUGCCAAGAAGGCUCAAGAGAUUAUCAGCAACAAUAACUACAAGAACAUCAUACACCGUUAUACUUAUUUGCCAGAUGCAAUGAGUGUGGAGCUGUCCAAAAAUAUGAUGGAGAUUCAGAGUGAUAAUGUAUACAAAGCAGACUAUAACAACUGGAUGAAAGGCAUUGGCUGGAUCCCCCUUGGCUCACUAGAUGUAGAGAAAGCUAAAAAAGCUGGAGAGGCCUUGAAUGAAAAGAAAUAUCGUCAGCACCCUGACACCAUUAAAUUCACAAGUGUAACAGAUUCAAUACCAAUGGUUUUGGCUCAGCAAAACACCAAGCAACUGAAUGAUAGAACAUACAAGCAAGAGGGUGAAAAAGUAAAACAUAAAUACACCUUGGAUGCUGAUGUUCCUCAGUUUAUUCAAGCCAGAGUCAACGCCUUCAAUUUGAGUGAUGCUAACUACAAAGCAGAGUGGAAAAAAACCAUUGCCAAGGGGUAUGAUCUGAAACCAGAUGCCAUUCCUAUUAUUGCUGCUAAAGCAUCUCGAAACAUUGCAAGUGAUUACAAAUACAAACUCGCCUAUGAGAAAGCCAAAGGAAAACACAUCGGGUUCCGCAGCCUGGAAGAUGACCCCAAGCUGGUGCACUUCAUGCAGGUGGCUAAGAUGCAGUCUGAUCGUGAAUACAAAAAGGAUUAUGAGAAGGCAAAGACUCGUUUCCAUACUCCAGUUGACAUGGUCAGUGUUGUGACAGCCAAGAAAGCCCAGGAAAUGGUCACAAAUGUAAACUACAAGAACUUGAUCCACACCUAUAAUGUCCUGCCGGAUGCUAUGAGUCUUGAACUAGCCAAAAACAUGAUGCAGUUACAGAGUGAUAAUCAAUACAGAGCAGAUUAUGAUGAAACUAUGAAGGGUGUUGGCUGGGUGCCACUGGGCUCCCAGGAAGCUGAGAAGAACAAAAAAGCAAUGGAAAUUCUUAGUGAGAAGAAGUAUCGCCAGCACCCAGACAAGCUGCAGUAUUCUGUUCCCAUGGAUUCCAUGAACAUGGUCUUAGCUUUAAACAAUGCUAAAAUCAUGGAUGAGCAAAAGUACAAACAAGCAUGGGAAGAAGACAAAAAGAAAGUUCACAUCACAACAGAUCAUCCACAGAUUGCUUUAGCAAAAGUUAAUGCAUUGAAUAUAAGUGAUAAAAAGUACAGACAGACCUUUGAAGAAUCUAGGAAGAAAGGAUAUGAUCUCAGAGUUGAUGCUAUUCCUAUUCAAGCUGCCAAAGCUUCUAGGGAUAUUGCUAGUGAUUACAAAUACAAAUUAAGUUAUGAAAAGGACAAGGGGAAGCUUGUAGGCUUCCGCAGCCUUCAGGAUGACCCCAAACUUGUGCAUUACAUGCAAGUGGCCAAGAUGCAGUCUGACCGUGAGUACAAGAAAGCUUACGAGACAGGCAAGACACAUUACCAGAUGCCUUCUGACAGCCUCAGCGUGGUGUCAGCUAAGGAGGCACAGGAUCGUGUCACCAACACCAACUACAAACGACUGAUCCACCAGUACAUGCUCCUGCCAGAUGCCAUGAGCUUCGAGCUGUACAGGAACAUGAAUCAGAUCCAGAGUGAUAAUGAGUACAGGCAGGAUUACAACGAGUGGUUCAAGGGCAUUGGUUGGAGUCCUGCUGGUUCCCUGGAUGUGGAGAAAACCAAGAAAGCCAUGGAAAUCGCAAGUGAUCGCAAAUACCGCCAGCACCCCAGCACCUUCUCCUUCACCAAAAACACUGAUGCCAUGGACAUGGUCCUGGCAAAGCAGAAUGCCAAUAUCAUGAACAAACGUGCUUAUACUGAAGCUUGGGAGAAGGACAAAGUUCAGGUCCAUGUGAUGCCAGACACACUGGAUAUUGUACAGGCAAAGCAGAACAAGGCAAACUACAGCCAGAAACAAUAUAAGCUUGCCUGGGAGGAAAUGAUAAAGAAAGGCUAUGACCUCACACCUGAAGCCAUGUCAGUGAAAGCAGCCAAAGCUUCAAGGGACAUUGCAAGUGAUUACAAGUACAAAGAAGGCUACCGCAAGCAGCAGGGACACCACAUCGGAUUCCGCAGCUUACAGGAUGAUCCCAAGAUGCUGUGGUCUAUGCAAGUAGCUAAGAUACAGAGUGACAGGGAGUACAAGAAGGACUUUGAAAAAUGGAAGACAAAGUUUAACAUGCCUGUGGAUAUGUUAGGCUUCCUUCUGGCUAAGAAAUGCCAGGAACUGGUUAGUGAUGCAGACUACAAACAGAAACUGCACCGCUGGACUUGUCUGCCGGACCAGAAUGAUGUCACCCAGGCAAAGAGGGUCUAUGAUCUACAGAGUGAAAACCAAUAUAAGUCAGAUCUUCAGUGGCUCAAAGGCAUUGGAUGGAGUCCUCUGGGAUCUUUGGAAUCUGAAAAGAACAAGAAAGCUACUGAAAUACUGAGUGAAAAGAAGUACCGGCAGCACCCAGACACCAUCAAGUUCACAAGUGUCCCAGAUGGCAUGGACGUCGUUUUAGCAAAAUCUAAUGCCAAAAAUAGGAGUGAUAUUCUGUAUAAAGAAGCUUGGAACAAGGACAAGACUCAAGUUCACAUCAUGCCUGAUACACCUGAGAUUAUGUUGGCUAAAUCAAAUUUAAUUAACACAAGUGAUAAAAAAUAUAAGCUGGGAUAUGAAGAGCUGAAGAGGAAAGGCUAUGAUCUGCCUGUUGAUGCUAUACCCCUCACAACAGCAAAGGCAUCCAGAGACAUAGCAAGUGAUUACAAAUACAAGACUGCAUACCGCAAGCAGCAGGGCCACCACAUCGGGGCCCGGAACAUAGAGGAUGAUCCCAAGAUGGUGUGGUCCAUGCACGUGGCCAAGAUCCAGAGUGACAGAGAGUACAAGAAAGCCUUUGAGAAGUCCAAGACGAACUUCAGUACCCCAGUGGACAUGCUGGGAAUCGUGCUGGCCAAGAAGUGCCAGGAGCUGGUCAGUGAUGUUGAUUACAAGCACCCCCUGCAUCGGUGGACCUGUCUGCCAGACCAGAGUGAUGUUGUACAAGCCAGGAGAGUGUAUGACCUCCAGAGUGAUAAUGUGUACAAGUCUGACUUGAUGUGGCUGAGGGGCAUUGGCUGGUCCCCCAUUGGCUCCCUGGAUGAGGAGAAGAAUAAGAGGGCGAGCCUCAUCCUGAGUGACAAGAAGUACCGGCAGCACCCAGACACCAUCAAAUUCACCAGCCUGCCUGACUCCAUGCCCAUGGUGCUGGCAAAGAACAACUCACAGAUCAUGAACCAACGCUCGUACACAGCAGCCUGGGAGAAGGAUAAAACCAGCAUUCACAUCAUGCCAGACACACCUGAGAUUUUGCUAGCCCAGCAGAACAAAGUGAACUACAGUGAGAAAAAGUACAGGCAGGCGAUGGAGGAGGAGAAGAAGAAGGGCUAUGACCUGAGGGUAGAUGCCAUCCCCAUCAAGUCUGCCAAAGCUUCCAGAGACAUUGCAAGUGAUUACAAGUACAAAGAAGGCUACCGCAAGCAGCAGGGUCACCACAUCGGGGCCCGGAACAUAGAGGAUGAUCCCAAGAUGGUGUGGUCCAUGCACGUGGCCAAGAUCCAGAGUGACAGAGAGUACAAGAAAGCCUUUGAGAAGUCCAAGACGAACUUCAGUAGCCCAGUGGACAUGCUGGGAAUUGUGUUGGCCAAGAAGUGCCAGGAGCUGGUCAGUGACGUUGAUUACAAGCACCCCCUGCAUCGGUGGACCUGUCUGCCAGACCAGAGUGAUGUUGUACAAGCCAGGAGAGUGUAUGACCUCCAGAGUGAUAAUGUGUACAAGUCUGACUUGAUGUGGCUGAGGGGCAUUGGCUGGUCCCCCAUUGGCUCCCUGGAUGAGGAGAAGAAUAAGAGGGCGAGCCUCAUCCUGAGUGACAAGAAGUACCGGCAGCACCCAGACACCAUCAAAUUCACCAGCCUGCCUGACUCCAUGCCCAUGGUGCUGGCAAAGAACAACUCACAGAUCAUGAACCAACGCUCGUACACAGCAGCCUGGGAGAAGGAUAAAACCAGCAUUCACAUCAUGCCAGACACACCUGAGAUUUUGCUAGCCCAGCAGAACAAAGUGAACUACAGUGAGAAAAAGUACAGGCAGGCGAUGGAGGAGGAGAAGAAGAAGGGCUAUGACCUGAGGGUAGAUGCCAUCCCCAUCAAGUCUGCCAAAGCUUCCAGAGACAUUGCAAGUGAUUACAAGUACAAAGAAGGCUACCGCAAGCAGCAGGGUCACCACAUCGGGGCCCGGAACAUAGAGGAUGAUCCCAAGAUGGUGUGGUCCAUGCACGUGGCCAAGAUCCAGAGUGACAGAGAGUACAAGAAAGCCUUUGAGAAGUCCAAGACAAGCUUCAGUAGCCCAGUGGAUAUGCUGGGAAUUGUGUUGGCCAAGAAGUGCCAGGAGUUGGUCAGUGAUGUUGAUUACAAGCACCCCCUGCAUCGGUGGACCUGUCUGCCAGACCAGAGUGAUGUUGUACAAGCCAGGAGAGUGUAUGACCUCCAGAGUGAUAAUGUGUACAAGUCUGACUUGAUGUGGCUGAGGGGCAUUGGCUGGUCCCCCAUUGGCUCCCUGGAUGAGGAGAAGAAUAAGAGGGCGAGCCUCAUCCUGAGUGACAGGAAGUACCGGCAGCACCCAGACACCAUCAAAUUCACCAGCCUGCCUGACUCCAUGCCCAUGGUGCUGGCAAAGAACAACUCACAGAUCAUGAACCAACACUCGUACACAGCAGCCUGGGAGAAGGAUAAAACCAGCAUUCACAUCAUGCCAGACACACCUGAGAUUUUGCUAGCCCAGCAGAACAAAGUGAACUACAGUGAGAAAAAGUACAGGCAGGCGAUGGAGGAGGAGAAGAAGAAGGGCUAUGACCUGAGGGUAGAUGCCAUCCCCAUCAAGUCUGCCAAAGCUUCCAGAGACAUUGCAAGUGAUUACAAGUACAAAGAAGGCUACCGCAAGCAGCAGGGCCACCACAUCGGGGCCCGGAACAUAGAGGAUGAUCCCAAGUUGGUGUGGUCCAUGCACGUGGCCAAGAUCCAGAGUGACAGAGAGUACAAGAAAGCCUUUGAGAAGUCCAAGACAAGCUUCAGUAGCCCAGUGGACAUGCUGGCAGUCGUGUUGGCCAAGAAGUGCCAAGGCUUGGUCAGCGAUAUCGAUUACCGCCACUACAUCCAUCAGUGGAUCUGUCUGCCAGACCAGAACGAUGUGAUCCAUGCUAGGCAAGCCUAUGAUCUGCAGAGUGAUCACUGCUACAAGUCUGACAUGGAAUGGUUACGAGGCAUUGGUUGGGUCCCAAUUGGUUCCUUGGAGGUUGAAAAGGCCAAGAAGGCAGGAGAGAUCUUGAGUGAUAAGAUAUACCGUCAGCGCCCUGACACCAUCAAGUUUACCAGUGUGACUGAUUCUCUGGAGAUGGUCUUAGCCAAGCAGAAUGCAGACACAAUGAAUAAGCGUUUAUAUACUGAGGCAUGGGAAAAAGACAAGACACAAAUCCACAUCAUGCCUGACACACCUGAAAUCACCCUGGCAAAACAGAACAAGCUGAACUACAGUACGAACCUGUACAAACAAGCCAUGGAAGAAGAUAAAAAGAAAGGCUAUGACCUGAGAGUUGAUGCAAUCCCCAUUCAGGCUGCCAAAGCAUCAAGGCAAAUUGCCAGUGAUUACAAGUACAAAGAAGGCUACCGCAAGCAGCUGGGCCACCACAUCGGGGCCCGGAACAUAGAGGAUGAUCCCAAGUUGGUGUGGUCCAUGCACGUGGCCAAGAUCCAGAGUGACAGAGAGUACAAGAAAGCCUUUGAGAAGUCCAAGACAAGCUUCAGUAGCCCAGUGGACAUGCUGGCAGUUGUGUUGGCCAAGAAGUGCCAAGGCUUGGUCAGCGAUAUCGAUUACCGCCAUUACAUCCAUCAGUGGACCUGUCUGCCAGACCAGAACGAUGUGAUCCAUGCUAGGCAAGCCUAUGAUCUGCAGAGUGAUCACUGCUACAAGUCUGACAUGGAAUGGUUACGAGGGAUUGGUUGGGUCCCAAUUGGUUCCUUGGAGGUUGAAAAGGCCAAGAAGGCAGGAGAGAUUUUGAGUGAUAAAAUAUACCGUCAGCGUCCUGACACCAUCAAGUUUACCAGUGUGACUGAUUCUCUGGAGAUGGUCUUAGCCAAGCAGAAUGCAGACACAAUGAAUAAGCGUUUAUACACUGAAGCAUGGAAUAAAGAUAAGACCAUGAUUCAUGUCAUGCCUGACACACCAGAAAUCCUGCUAGCUAAACAAAACCGAAUAAACUACAGUGAGAAAAUGUACAAGCUAGCUUUGGAGGAUUCGAAGAAGAAAGGUUAUGAUUUACGUUAUGAUGCCAUUCCAAUUCAAUCUGCCAAAGCAUCCAGAGAUAUUGCCAGUGAUUACAAGUACAAAGAAGGCUACCGCAAGCAGCAGGGCCACCACAUCGGGGCCCGGAACAUAGAGGAUGAUCCCAAGUUGGUGUGGUCCAUGCACGUGGCCAAGAUCCAGAGUGACAGAGAGUACAAGAAAGCCUUUGAGAAGUCCAAGACAAGCUUCAGUAGCCCAGUGGACAUGCUGGCAGUCGUGUUGGCCAAGAAGUGCCAAGGCUUGGUCAGCGAUAUCGAUUACCGCCACUACAUCCAUCAGUGGACCUGUCUGCCAGACCAGAACGAUGUGAUCCAUGCUAGGCAAGCCUAUGAUCUGCAGAGUGAUCACUGCUACAAGUCUGACCUGGAAUGGUUACGAGGCAUUGGUUGGGUCCCAAUUGGUUCCUUGGAGGUUGAAAAGGCCAAGAAGGCAGGAGAGAUUUUGAGUGAUAAAAUAUACCGUCAGCGCCCUGACACCAUCAAGUUUACCAGUGUGACUGAUUCUCUGGAGAUGGUCUUAGCCAAGCAGAAUGCAGACACAAUGAAUAAGCGUUUAUAUACUGAGGCCUGGGAUAAAGACAAGACACAAAUCCACAUCAUGCCUGACACACCUGAAAUCACCCUGGCAAAACAGAACAAGCAGAACUACAGUACGAAACUCUACAAACAAGCCAUGGAAGAAGAUAAAAAGAAAGGCUAUGACUUGAGAGUUGAUGCAAUCCCCAUUCAGGCUGCCAAAGCAUCGAGGCAAAUUGCCAGUGAUUACAAGUACAAAGAAGGCUACCGCAAGCAGCUGGGCCACCACAUCGGGGCCCGGAACAUAGAGGAUGAUCCCAAGUUGGUGUGGUCCAUGCACGUGGCCAAGAUCCAGAGUGACAGAGAGUACAAGAAAGCCUUUGAGAAGUCCAAGACAAGCUUCAGUAGCCCAGUGGACAUGCUGGCAGUUGUGUUGGCCAAGAAGUGCCAAGUCUUGGUCAGCGAUAUCGAUUACCGCCACUACAUCCAUCAGUGGACCUGUCUGCCAGACCAGAACGAUGUGAUCCAUGCUAGGCAAGCCUAUGAUCUGCAGAGUGAUGCUGUUUACAAAGCAGACAUGGAAUGGCUAAGAGGUAUUGGAUGGGUUCCUAUUGGUUCCCUUGAAGUUGAGAAAGCAAAGAGGGCUGGAGAAAUCCUGAGUGACAGGAAAUACCGUCAGCCGCCAGACCAAGUGAAAUUUACUAGUGUGACAGAUUCUGUGCCCAUGGUUUUAGCCAAGCAAAAUGCUGAGAUAAUGAGCAAGCGUUUAUACACAGAAGCCUGGGAUGCAGACAAGAAGUCAAUUCAUGUCAUGCCUGACACACCGGAAAUUUUGUUAGCAAAGGCCAACUCAGCCAAUACUAGCAAGAAACUUUAUACACAAGCCUGGGAAGAAGCCAAAAAGAAGGGUUAUGACCUGAGAGCUGAUGCCAUUCCAAUCCAAAGUGCAAAGGCAUCAAGAAAUAUUGCAAGUGAUUACAAAUACAAAGAAGCCCACGAGAAGCAGAAAGGCCACUACAUUGGGUGCAAAACUGCCCAGGAGGACCCCAAGCUGUCGCUAGCCGCGCGUGCCAUGGCGCUGCAGAACGACCGGCUCUACAAGAAGGCCUACCAGGAUUCCAAAUCCCAGGUCCACAUCCCAGUGGAUGCCAUAUCAGUGCAGGCAGCCAAGGACUGCCAGGCACUUGUCAGUGACAUUGACUACCGCCAGUACCUGCACCAGUGGACCUGUCUGCCUGACCAGAAUGAUGUGAUCCACGCCAGGCAGGCCUACGACCUCCAGAGUGAUAACGUGUACAAGGCAGACCUGGAGUGGAUGCGAGGCAUUGGCUGGUUGACAGAAGGUUCUGUGGAUGUGGUGAAAGUCAAGAAAGCCCAGGAAAUCCUGAGUGACCGGGUGUACCGCACACGGCCAGAGGACCAGAAGUUCACCAGCAUUACUGACUCACCAGAUAUCGUCCUUGCGAAGAUCAAUGCUGCAAACCUCAGUGAUCUCCUGUACCGGGAAGCCUGGGAUAAAGAUAAGACACAGGUUUGCCUUCCUCCUGAUACUCCUGUGAUGCUGCAGUCCAAAUUCAAUGCUGCCACCAUCAGCAAUAAACAGUAUCAGAAGGCCUGGAAUGAAGUCAAGGCGAAAGGCUAUGACCUAAGAGCUGAUGCCAUUCCCAUCAAACAGGCCAAGGCUUCCAGGGACAUUGCCAGUGAGUACAAAUACAAAGAAGCCCACGAGAAGCAGAAAGGCCACUACAUUGGGUGCAAAACUGCCCAGGAGGACCCCAAGCUGUCGCUAGCCGCGCGUGCCAUGGCGCUGCAGAACGACCGGCUCUACAAGAAGGCCUACCAGGAUUCCAAAUCCCAGGUCCACAUCCCAGUGGAUGCCAUAUCAGUGCAGGCAGCCAAGGACUGCCAGGCACUUGUCAGUGACAUUGACUACCGCCAGUACCUGCACCAGUGGACCUGUCUGCCUGACCAGAAUGAUGUGAUCCACGCCAGGCAGGCCUACGACCUCCAGAGUGAUGCUGUUUACAAGGCAGACCUGGAAUGGCUCCGUGGGAUUGGCUGGCUGCCUAAUGACUCUCCAGAAAUUAAGAGAGUGAAGCAAGCCCAGGAUCUGCUGAGUGAUAACGUGUACAGAACACCCAUCGAAAGCCUGAAAUACACCAGUAUUGUUGAUUCCCCAGAUGUUGUUCUGGCCAAAGCAAACGCCGAGCAAGUCAGCGUUUCAAAAUACAAAGAAGCCUGGGAAAAGGACAAGACUAUGAUCCAUGUUAUGCCAGACACACCUGAAAUCAGCCUAGCCAAGGCUAAUGCUCUUAACUGUAGCCAGAAAAAGUACAAAGAAGCUUGGGAUGACCUGAAGCUGAGUUAUGAUUUGCGAGCAGACGCAAUCCCAAUCAAGGCAGCCAAAGCUUCUAGGGAAAUUGCUAGUGAUUACAAGUACAAACUGGAUCACGAGAAGCAGAAAGGACAUUAUGUCGGAGUUCCAAAUGCAAAAGCAGAUGUGAAAAUAGACUUUGCCCUCAGCGUAGGCAAAGUUCAGAGUGAACUGGAAUACAAGAAACACUUUGCCAAAUGGAAGACACAGUGCCACCUGCCAGUAGACAUGCUCUCUAUCCUGUCAGCUAAACAGGGUCAGGCUUUGGUCAGUGAUGUUGAUUACCGCCACUACUUGCACCAGUGGAUCUGCCUUCCAGAUCAGAGUGAUGUUAUACAUGCUAGGAAAGCCUAUGAACUUCUCAGUGAUGCUGUUUACAAAUCUGAUUUGGAAUGGCUCCGGGGAAUCGGGUGGCUGCCAAAUGAUUCACUUGGGAUCAACCAUGUCAAAUAUGCUGGAGAUGUCCUGAGUGAGAGAAAAUACCGCACAAAAGCUGAAACCCUCCCCUUCACUGCAGUGGCAGACAGAGUUGACUACGUCACAGCAAAGAACAGUGGUGAAAUUCUUAGUGAUAUUAAAUACCACCAAGCCUGGAAUGAGGCCAAGUCCAAUUAUACUCUGACAGAUACACCACAGCUGGAUAUGGCCAGAGAGGCAGCCAGGAUUCUUAAUCAGAAUUUAUACAAAGAAAAUUGGGAGAAAGAAAAAGCCACUGGUUACAUCCUACCAGCUGACACUGUGCAGUUUUCUCAUGCCAAGCACUCAACUGAUGUCCAAAGUGAGCUUAAAUACAAAGCUGAAUACGUCAAACAAAGAGGUCACUACGUCGGAGUUCCCAGUAUGAGAGAUGAUCCAAAACUGGUGUGGUUUGAGCAUGCAGGAGAGAUCCAGAAUGACAGACUGUACAAAUCAGACUAUAACAAAACCAAGUCCAAAGUCCACAUCCCUGCAGAUGCCAUGGCUGUUGUAGCAGCCAAGCAAUGUCAGAACUUGGUCAGUGACAUCGAUUACCGCCAGUACCGGCAUGAGUGGACCUGUCACCCCGACCAGAACGACUGCAUCCAGGCAAGGAAGGCCUAUGAUCUACAGAGUGAUAAUGUUUAUAAAGCUGAUUUGGAAUGGCUUCGUGGCAUUGGGUGGAUUCCUCUGGAUUCAGUGGAACACAAGAAAGUUAAGAAUGCACAACAACUGAUAAGUAAGAAAACAUAUACAAAAGAAGCCCUUGAAAACUUUUCCAAGUAUACCAGUGUGACUGACACUCUUGAAAUUGUUCUGGCAAAGAUGAAUUCUGUCAAUCAGAGUGAUAUAAAAUACAAAGAAACCUUUAACCAGGAGAAAGGCCAAUAUAUUGGGUCUGAUGAUACUCCUGUGAUGAACCAUGCCAGAGACAUGUCCUUGCUGUACAGUGAUAAACUUUAUAAAAAUGCUUGGGAAAUUAGCAAGCCCACUGGAUACUCUUUGGAUGAGAAAUAUGUUCCACUUGUCAGAGCAAAGCACGCCAGCCAAAUCAACAGUGAGCUUAAAUACAAGGAAAUCUAUGAGAAGCUGAAAGGCCAUUACCUGGCUGGGAAGGAGAUUGGUGAUUUCCCCAGUGUCAUUCAUUCCCUGGCAUGCCAGAAAAUGAGGAGCGCGUUGGAAUACAGAAAAAAUUAUGAAGACACCAAAACAAAUGUCCAUAUUCCAACUGACAUGAUGAAUCAUGUGCUAGCCAAGAAGUGCCAGAACAUCCUCAGUGACCUUGAAUACCGAUCUUACUUCCAUCAGUGGAGUUGUUCACCUGAAGAAAAUGAUGUUAUCCUAGCCAAAAAAGCUCAGGAAAUUUUGAGUGAUGUGGUUUAUAAAGAUGACUUAAACUGGCUGAAGGGAAUUGGAUGUUAUGUCUGGGAUACUCCUCAAAUCCUGCAGGCUAAAAACUCCUACAACCUCCAGAGCCAAAUCAAAUAUACAGCUGCAGGAAAAGAGAAUUUCCAGAACUUCAGUGUGGUUACUGACACACCCGGCUAUGUGACUGCAGUGCAGAGUGCUCUAAAUGCCAGUGAUGUGAAAUACAAGGAAGAUUACAACAAAACAAAGGACAAGUAUACAACUGUGACUGAAACAGUGGAGUCGGAAAGAGUUCACAACUUGAAACAUCUCGUUAGCAAUAAUCUCUACAAAGAGGCCUGGGAAAAAGUGAAAGCUACAGGCUACAUACUGCCCUCUGAUGCUGUACCCCUGGCACGUGCCAAGGAACUGAAGCACAAUGCCAGCACUGUAAAAUACCGAGAAGAAUAUGACAAGUUUAAAGCCCUCUACACACUACCCAAGAGUGUUGAGGAUGAUCCCAAUACAGCCAGGUGCCUUAGAGUUGGGAAGCUCAGUAUUGAUCGCCUGUACAAGGAAGCCUAUGAAAAGACCAAAACCAAAGUCCACACCACUCCAGACAUGGUAGACAUUGUCUCUGCUAAGGAUGCACAGAAGAAAAUCAGUGAAGUCGAUUACCGGACACGGCUCCACGAGUGGAUCUGUCUGCCUGACCUGCAGAUCAAUGCCCACGUCAGGAAAGUGACUGAUCAGCUCAGUGAUGUGGUGUACAAGGAUGAUCUGAACUGGCUGAAGGGCAUUGGCUGCUUUGUGUGGGACACUCCUGAAAUCCUCCGUGCCAAACAUGCCUAUGAUCUUCGUAGUGAUAUCAAGUACAAAUCUGAGGCAGAAAAAAUGAAGGAAAAAUUCAGUGUGGUCAUCGAUACUCCUGUCUAUGUCCAGAGUGUCCUCAGUGGCUUGAAUUCCAGUGAAAUUAUCUAUCGUGGUGAAUAUAUGCAGAAUAUCAGAGGCAAAGCAAUUCCUACUGAUAAAACAAUAGACCUGGAGCGGGCAUACAAUGCAAACAAGAUACAGAGUGAAAAUUUGUAUCGCUGGGCUGGUUUGAAUGCUCUGCCUACUGGAUACAGCCUUCCCACAGACACCCCUGGCUUUCAGAAUGCUAAACAAGCCCAGUACAUUGGCAGUGAUCUGAAAUAUAAAGAAGCCUAUGAACACAUGAAAGCUAAAGGCUACACCCUGGGACCUAAAGAUGUUGGGUUUGAAAACGUGAAGAAAGUGAAUCAAGUCGUUAAUGAGAGAUUGUACCGGGCAACAUACCACAAGUACAAGGACAAGAUCCACACCACUUCAGACACACCAGAAAUCCGUCAGGUCCGAGCGAAUCAGGAAACUGUCAGUGAUCUGAUCUACAAGUCAGAUUUCUUUAAGAUGCAGGGACACUUGAUUUCCUUGCCGUUCACUCCCGAGGUGCUGCACUGCCGCUACGUUGGGGAAAUCACAAGUGAUAAUAAAUACAAAGAGGACCUGAUGUGGCUGAGGGGCUUGGGUUGCUUCCUCUAUGAUACUCCUGACAUGGUCCGUGCCCGACAGCUGCGUAAGCUCUGGUCUAAUUAUAUAUACACUGGUAAUGCAAAGAAGAUGUGGCCUAAAUACACUGUGGUGCUGGAUACUCCUGGAUACAGAGCUGUUCAGGAACUAAACACCCACUUGAGUGAACUUGUUUACAGAGCUACAGGCAAUGAGCUGAAGACAAAAUACACUUCCAUCCUCGAUACACCUGAUUUCUUAAGAGCCAAGGAAGGACAGAAAAUCCAGAGCCAGUAUUUGUAUGUGGAACUUGCCACAAAGGAGAGACCCCAUCAUCAUGCUGAUCAACACACUCAAGCCUUUACACAUGCUAAGACUGUAAAGGACCUGGUCAGUGAGAAAAAGUAUAAAACCCAGUAUGAGAAGAUGAAGCACAAAUACACACCAGUCCCUGACACUCCAGUCUUGAUCAGAGCCAAGAGAGCCUACCUGAAUGCCAGUGAUUUACGCUACAAAGAAACCUUUGAGAAUACCAAGGGCAAAUACCUCACAGUGAAAGAUGCUUUGGACAUUGUCUACCACCGGAAGGUCACUGAUGACAUUAGCAGUGUGAAAUAUAAGGAAAAUUAUAAGAGCCAGUUAGGAAUCUGGAGUUCCAUCCCAGACCGUCCGGAGCAUUUCCAUCACCGCUUGGUCACAGAUGCUAUCAGUGAUAUUAAAUACAAGGAGGAUUUAUCAUGGCUGAAAGGCAUUGGCUGCUAUGCAUGGGAUACCCCAACUUUUGUUCUGGCAGAACAGAAUAAAGUGCUCUACAGUGAGUCUAAGUACAAGGAACAAUUUGAGAAGACCAAGCACCAGUUUAAGUACAUAGCUGACUCUCUGAGUAAUGUGCACUUCAAGUAUGCUACCCAGCUGGCGGAUGGGAGAUCAUAUACAUCCCUUGCCAAGAUGCUCCAGCAACAAGGAUGUAAUGAAAUUCUGAGGCUAGAUAUGCUGACAGCACUCUACAACACACACUUGAGGAGCCAGAUUGAGUAUAAAAAGGACUAUGAGAAGAAGAAAGGGAAGUAUACAACAGUUGUGGAUACUCCAGAAUACUUAAGGACUACAAAAGUCAACAAACAGAUCAGUGAUAUCAUUUACAAGUUGGAAUAUAACAAAGCAAAGCCCAGAGGCUACACCACCAUCCAUGACACCCCCAUGUUCCUGCAUGCGCGCAAGGUCAAGGACAGAAUCAGUGAUCUGAAAUACAAAGAGAUGUACGAGAGGAAUAAAUCUCACUGCAACGUCGUAGCAGAUUCAGUUCACAUUAAGACCCCAAGACAUGCUUACAAGUUAAACAGCAAUCUGGACUACAAGAAGAAAUAUGAAGCAGCCAAGGCUCACUGGCACUGGAUUGCUGACAGGCCUGACUUUGUUCAAGCAGCCAAGUCCUCUCUGCAACAGAGUGAUUAUGAGUACAAGCUGGACCGAGAAUUCCUAAAGGGAUGCAAACUCUCUGUCACAGAUGAUAAAAACACAGUUUUGGCCUUAAAUAAUGCUAUCUUGGCAAGUGAUGUAAAAUACAAAGAGAAGCACAACAAAGCUCGUGGAACCUGCCUUGCUGUUCCAGAUACACCUCAGAUCCUCCUGGCUAAGACUGUCAGCUCCCUGGUGUCUGAGAACAAAUACAAAGAGCAGAGCAAGAAGCAGCUCCCAUAUGGGUCCUACACAACCCUGCCAGAGACACGAGACACUGCUCAUGUGAAAGAGGUGACCAAGAAUGUCAGUGAGACAAACUAUAAAAAGAAGUUUGUGAAGGAGAAAGGCAAGUCUGACUACUCUAUCAUGCUGGAGCCUCCUGACGUGAAACAUGCCAUGGAAGUUGCUAAAAACCAGAGCUCAAUUGAAUACAAGAAAGCUGCCAAGUCAAAGCUCCACUACACACCCAUAGCAGAUCGACCAGAUAUUAAGAAAGCAACUCAGGCUGCCAAGUUAAUUAGCAAUAUUGAAUAUAAAAAGCGUGGAGAAGCUGGAGUUGGGGUGUCCAUGCUGGGACGUCCAGAUAUUGAACUGGCAAAGGAGGUGUCCAAGCUAACCAGCCAGGUGAAAUACAAGGAGAAUUUCUCCAAGGAGUUGGGUAAAAAGCCAAAGUAUGAUUUGAAGGAAGCUAAAAUCUACAAGACCAUGAAAGAUGCUCACAACAUGGCCAGCGAGGUGAAAUACAAGGCAGACUUAAAGAAGCUGCACAAGCCUGUGACAGACAUGUCUGAGUCCCUGAUCAUGAACCACGUCCUGAGCACCAGCCAGCUCGCCAGUGCUUACCAGUACAAGAAGCAAUAUGAGAAGAGUAAGGGUCACUACCAUGUGGUGCCAGAUAAUCUUGAGCAGGUUCAUCUAAGGGAGGCAUCAGAACUACAGAGCCACGUGAAAUACAGAGAAAAAUAUGAGAAGGAAAAAGGAAAACCUAUGCUGGACUUCGAAACUCCAACAUACCUUACUGCAAAGGAAUCUCAGCUCAUGCAGAGUGAGAAAGAAUAUAAGAAGGACUUUGAAGAGUCCAUGAAGGGCAGAAACCUUGCUGGCUUGGAGAUCACCCCAUCCUUACUACAUGUCAAAUAUGCAACCAAAAUAGCAAGCGAGAAAGAAUACAAGAGGGAUCUGGAGGAAGGUGUCAAAGGGAAAGGACUAACAGCUUUAGAGGAGACUCCAGAAAUGCUCAGAGCAAAGAAUGCAACUCAAAUCCUGAACGAGAAAGAGUACAAAAAAGCCCUGGAAUUAGAAAUCAAAGGAAAAGGUCUGACAGAACUGGCUUUGGAGACACCAGAUUUUGUGAGAGCAAAGAAUGCCACUGACAUUGCCAGCCAGAUCAAAUACAAACAAUUGGCAGAAAUGGAGAAAGCCAACUACACCAGUGUUGUUGAUACUCCUGAGAUUAUUCAUGCCCAGCAGGUCAAGAACCUUUCGAGCCAGAAAAAGUACAAGGAAGAUGCAGAAAAGAGCAUGGCAUACUAUGUACCUGUUGCAGACACACCAGAAAUGCAGAGAGUCCGGGAGAACCAAAAGAACUUCAGCACACUUCAGUACCAGUCAGACCUACAGAACAGUAAAGGAAAAGUUACAGUUGUACAAGACACACCAGAAAUGCUUCGUGUGAGGGAAAACCAGAAGAAUUUCAGCUCGAUUCUAUAUAAAGAAGAUAUUGGAACUGGAACUACUAUUGAAAAGACACCAGAGAUGCAGAGAGUUAAACGAACUCAGGAUGCAAUCAGCUCGAUUAAGUACAAGGAGAGUAUUGGCAAAGGAACUCCAAUUCCUGAUCUCCCAGAAGUGAAACGUGUCAAGGAGACCCAGAAGCACAUCAGCUCGGUGUUGUACAAAGAGGACGUGGGGACAGGUAUCCCAACCCCUGUCACUCCAGAAAUAGAGAGAGUCAAACGCAAUCAAGAACACAUUAGCUCGGUGAUGUACAAAGAGGACCUGGGGACAGGAACCCCAAUACCUGUGACUCCUGAGCUUGAGCGAGUCAGACGCAAUCAAGAACACAUUAGCUCGGUGUUGUACAAGGAGAACGUGGGGACCGGGACCCCCACCCCUGUCACUCCAGAGAUGGAGAGGGUCAAACGCAAUCAAGAAAUCUGUAGCUCGGUGUUGUACAAAGAGAACAUAGGGAAAGCAACCCCAACCCCUGUCACUCCUGAGAUGGAAAGAGUCAAACGCAACCAGGAGAUCAUUAGCUCGGUUUUGUACAAAGAAAAUGUGGGGAAAGUGACCCCAACACCAAUCACUCCAGAGAUGGAGAGAGUCAAACGCAAUCAAGAGAUCAUUAGCUCGGUGUUGUACAAAGAAAACUUGGGGCGAGCAACCCCCACACCAAUCACUCCAGAGAUGGAGAGAGUCAGACGCAAUCAAGAACAGAUUAGCUCGGUUGUGUACAAAGAAGGUUUAGGGAAGGCAACCCUGACCCCGGUCACUCCAGAGAUGGAGAGAGUCAAACGCAAUCAAGAGCACAUCAGCUCGGUUUUGUACAAGGAAAAUCUGGCAAAAGGAACCCCAACACCAAUGACCCCAGAGAUGGAGAGAGCCAAACGCAACCAGGAGAACAUCAGCUCGGUUCUUUACUCCGACAGUUUCCGGAAACAAAUCCAAGGCAAAGCUGCCUACGUGCUGGAUACACCUGAAAUGAGGCGUGUGAGAGAGACACAGAAAAAUAUCUCUACUGUGAAAUACCACGAAGAUUUUGAGAAAAGCAAAGGUAGUUUCACCCCUGUGGUGACCGACCCCAUCACAGAGAGGGUGAAAAAGAACAUGCAGGACUUCAGUGACAUCAACUACCGGGGCAUCCAGCGGCGCGUGGUGGAGAUGGAGCGGAAACGCGUGGACCAGGACCAGGAGAACCUCACAGGUCUGCGAGUGUGGCGCACUAAUCCCGGCUCAGUCUUUGACUACGACCCAGCAGAAGACAACAUCCAGUCCAGAAGCUUGCACAUGAUCUCAGUCCAAGCCCAGCGCCGCAGCCGGGAGCAUUCCCGCUCUGCCAGCGCCCUGAGCAUCAGUGGUGGGGAUGAGAAAUCCGAGCCCUCGGAUGGGGUGGAUCAGCACCUCUCCUACUACAGCAACGGGGGCUUCUUCACUGCAACUGCAACAGUGGGCUACAAACAUGCUAAAACCAUUGAGUUACCACAGCAACGCUCAUCAUCAGUUGCCACCCAGCAAACAACAGUGUCAUCAGUGCCUUCCCAGCCAUCCACUGCUGGGAAAACCUACCGGGCCAUGUAUGACUACACAGCAGCUGAUGCUGAUGAGGUGUCCUUCAAAGAUGGUGACACCAUCGUCAACGUCCAGGCCAUUGAUGAGGGCUGGAUGUACGGCACCGUCCAGAGAACCGGCAAGACCGGCAUGCUGCCCGCCAACUACGUGGAGGCAGUGUAACCACAGCUCCCACCAAGCCUCUGCAGGGCAUGGCCAUCCUCCCCCUGCUCACAGCCUGCCUGGGAAAAGCCUCUGGAACACUUCCCAAAGAGCACCUUGUGGUGCAAAAAUCAGAAAAAAACAAACCAAAACCCAACAAAGCAAAACCCGAAGUAACUGCAGAGCAAAAGGGGCCAUGGAACACCCGGCAGAAACAUCACACAUGAGAACUGUGCGUCUUCCAGUAUCAAAGAAACCAAAAAGUUGGGUUUUUUUCUGGACUUCUCAAGAUUUUCAACCAUCUCAACGCUGAACCAUGCUGGAACUGCAACCCAGUUCAGCAGCUCUGAGAUUCUACCCAUCGAUUAGGACUACCAGGUAUUUCUUUAGUCACUCUCCCUUAAGGAGAGGAUUUUUUUUUCUGGGCUAUUUUGAAAGGUUUGAAAAGUAUUCUCUUCUUGCCCAUUUAAGCAACAUUUACCCUUAGUAUCUCAAACAAGUUUGUAGCUAGGAGGGAAGAAAAACCAAACCACCAAACCCAAACCAAGAGCCUCUCCCUCUGCUUGCUGAGCUCUCUCGUGUUUUUCAUGCAACUGUUCUGGGGUCAGAAGCUGUUUGUUAUUACUUGUAAAUUAGUGACUAAAUAAAGCUGAUGUUUCUGCAGCAUG